Molecule: messenger RNA, 912 nt
Organism: Eupeodes corollae
Lineage: Eukaryota; Metazoa; Arthropoda; Insecta; Diptera; Syrphidae
Product: UPF0605 protein GA14893
Exons: 4
Coding region: 1-912 (303 amino acids)
Source: RefSeq, a predicted model, not a curated record
AUGGAACUAGUUUUAACUCCGGAACCACAUUAUACUCUUGGAUACACGGGGCAUAGUCCUCAAUAUAUGUACCGUUUUGGCAAAACUUACGGAAACCUAACUCAUGAACUACUGUGCGAUCAUCGUGUGCCUCAUUCACAAAACCUUGUGGUUAACAAUCCAAAUUGUAUGAAACCUGCAGAACACAAACCAACACCGCAAGAAAUUAAAUUCGCCAAAAGGCGAAAAAUACAAAAUGAUAUAGUUUUUGAACCCCCCAUUAUUCCCGGAUACGAUGGAUUUAUUCCGAGGAUUCAAUCACAAGUUGGAGAUCGAUUUUCAGCAGCAGCUGUAGAUGCUGUUAUUGAACAUGAAAAAUAUAUGCAGCGAUUGAAGCGCGAGCGGAGAACGCUUGAGCAUAGAACUUUACUAGAAAGUGAACAGGGAGUUUUUGGUAGAAAAGUAAAAGACAUUACGUUGCAAGGGGCACACUAUCAAGUACCACUUAUACCUGUUAGAAAAGAAGCUGAAGGUGUAAUAAGAAAAGCUCAUCCAGACGAUGAACGUACUAGCGAGCCAUACUCGAAGCAUACACCUCCACAUUUUAUGGCUAAUAAGGAUCCAGAAAAGCGUAUUAAGCUUGGAUAUGGAGGCCAUAUACCGAUGGCAUUUAGCCGUUGCGGUGAAAAUCAUAAAGCGCUUACAACAAAUGCACUUUCUGAUUUCUUAAACCAUUACAUGCAUCAGCGGAAUAGACAACCAGUGCCAAUUGCAAGACCGAAUUGUGAAAUUUAUCUUCGAAAAAUGGGACUGAUGCGUAGUUAUGCUGGUCAUGUGCCAGGUGAAAGAUUCAGAUUCGGCCAUACUUUCGGAAGAAGCACGACUUUUGCAAAGAGAGGCCUAAAUCUACAACAACUUGAAAGUAACAAAUAA